Messenger RNA from Drosophila ficusphila, 1227 nucleotides. RefSeq names its product G patch domain-containing protein 4. Gene Ontology annotation, cellular component: nucleolus. Gene Ontology annotation, molecular function: nucleic acid binding. Gene Ontology annotation, biological process: regulation of ribosome biogenesis. The coding region runs from base 72 to 1112 and encodes 346 amino acids. The transcript has a single exon. The record is from RefSeq and is a predicted model, not a curated record. Lineage: Eukaryota; Metazoa; Arthropoda; Insecta; Diptera; Drosophilidae.
AUGCAGCUUCUGUCAUCUCUAUUGCGCCACACGUGUGUUUUUGUUUUGAUUCCUUAGAUUUUCUACCUUCAAUGGAUUUUGCUAAAAAAAUAUUGGGAAAAUAUGGCUGGAAAGAGGGUGAUGGCCUGGGAAAAAAUAACACUGGAAUCGCAGCUCCAUUGAAAGCCAGUUUAAAGUUCGACAAUGCGGGACUGGGAGUGGAUCGUGCCCAGGAAUUCAACGAUCAUUGGUGGGAACGCUGUUUCAACGAGGCCGCCAGCAAUGUGGACGUCCAAGUUCGGCAGGAUGGACAGGUUUGCACCUCCAGAAGGAAAGGGGAGGAUGCGGUGGAGAUCUCCACCAGUGGGUUCUCCGCCAGAAAACUCAAAAAAGCCAAGGAGCAGCACGCCAUCGACGGAAAAACAACCUACGACAAUUUCUUACAAACUUCUUUGCUCACUCAAAGCGGCGGCGAGGUGGAAAAUACCGAACGCAUCAAGGUGGAAGACAUCGAGGUCACCAAGGUGUCUGUACUCACGGACGAGGAACUUUUCAAGGCCUGCGGCGGCAGGACAGCCCACAAGGGAGCUCGUCAUGGACUCAAGUUGAGCGGGAAGAUCGCCAGAUUGGAACAACAAGAGCGUGAAAUGCUGGAAAAGCUUCAAGGGAAACUAAACACGGCUUCUGACCCUAAAAAGAAGAAUAAAAGAGAGUCAGCUGAAGACUUGCCUGUGGAAGAUCAGAAAUGCCGAAAAGAUGACAGUGUGGAGCAGCCCAAAAAGAAGAAAAAAUCCAAAAAAGAAGAGCCGUUAGAGCAGGAAGCAGUUGAACAACCGGAGCAGAGCGUAAAAACCAAGAAAAAGAAGAACAAAGCGGGAAAAUCUGAACAGGAUGUACAAGAUCAAACCCAAGAAGUUAAUGAUGAGGAGCCUCUUAAGAUUAAGAAGAAAAAGAACAGAGCUAAAACCCAUCAAGAAGUGUCAGAGGAAACCGAACAGCCAACACAGGGUGAUGGGCUCGAAGAAACCCAAACUUCAAAAAAGAAACGAAAGACGAAGGAUUCUACCGAGGAACCCGAAGCUCCCUCCAAAAUCAAAAAAAAGAAGAAAAAUAUCAGGGAGGAGGAGCAAUAGCCACAUAGUAUACGCUAGAUAAUGUAACAUAAGUUAUAAAGUAUGUAGUCUGUUUUUCUAGAAGAUUGUUAAUUGGCAGGGAAAAUAAAAUAGACCCCCGGUGAAAUUUUCCUUA